AUGGACACUAAAGAGUCUGCUAAAAGAUAUUUCGAAAUAUGGGCUACGGGGAUUAAGAAGUUUCCCGACACAACAUCGAUUCAUGGCUUCAGAUUCGUUGCCGAUUCUAAAAGACAUUGGUUCGAAAGAUUAUUCUGGUGUGUAUUAGUAGCGUUAUCCUGGUAUGGUUCAGCUCUGCUGAUUGCUGCCCAGUAUGAUGCUUUUCAGAACAAUCCGAUUUCUUUCGUCGUGGAAACAACGUAUAAAGACUGGAAUACUGACUUCCCGUCGGUCUCCGUCUGCGAGAAUGAUAACUCGAAACGUAUUGAAGAAGUGUCUGAUAGUUUAUGGGGAGAACACGACUUCAAUAUAGAGGAGGUUUUGAAAGAGCUGGCUUAUUUCAAAGGGAUUACAUACUACACAUCAGAAUUUUGUGGUUUUGAAAAUCCUUUGCCUGAUUGUAUUAAGAGCAAUCUCAGCUACUACGCUAGUUUGGUCCGAAGUCCUUGCGAAGAGACACUUUUGAAUUGUUCGUGGAACGGUGAACCUUUCGAAUGUUGUUCAUAUUUCAGACCUCUGGAAACGGAAUUAGGGACAUGUUUCGCUAUAAAUACAAUCCAAGGAAGAGACGCGAACGCCCCAAAAUUACCAAUGGUUAGUAACAGAACAACAGGUCCAGGAAUGUUAAGGUUUCAUGUCGAUGCAACAGCUAAUGUUUAUGUAUUGAACGAAGAAGAAGUACCUACGUUGACCACCAUUGGAUCUGAUGUAUUGAGUGUGGGACCCGAAGUAUUUCAUCGACGUUUCAUCACGUUAAGAAAUGUGGAGAAUGAUUACGGUGCACGUUUAAUUUCUCCAGAGAAACGAAAGUGUCGAUAUACAGAUGAGAACUCAUUAAAAGUCUACCGGCAUUAUUCGUACACAGCUUGUACCGUUCAAUGUAGGAAGGACGCUCAAAUUAAACUAUGUAAUUGCACUAACUACUUCACUCCUAACGUGGCAGAGCACGAGAAAUGUGACGUCAAAGGCAUCAUUUGUUUGAACGAUCAUCUCAAUGAACUCUCUGUGCUAAAAGCAAGUUGGUCGUUUCGACCAGGUUUAUAUUGCAACUGCCUGCCCUCGUGCACAGAAGCAGAGAUAUCAAUAAUGAAGGAUUUCAAAGUGAUAACAGGAGACCCAUACGCUACGGUCCAGAUAGAACUUGCUAUGUUACCAAGUGAAAAAUAUAGGAGAAAUGUAGUAAGAGGUGUUUUGGAUUUAGUGGUAUCUACAGGUGGGACAUGUGGCCUCUUUCUAGGAGUAAGCAUCCUCAGUAUUGUAGAACUUCUGUACAUCCUCAUAGUCCGACCAUUCUGUGAUAUCUACAGUCAACGUGAUGAUGACCCAUGGUUUAGAAAGUUUGAAAAUAGGAAAAUCGAAGAUAGCAAGUUCGCUUCUAAAUUGGACUGGCGAUACCACAAAACCAACGAUCAUGAUAAUGACAGGCAAUCCAAGCAACGCACUGAAUUUGUCAAUCGUUAGAUAUUCAUGCACGUGGUUUGUUUACGAACGGACA
Hyposmocoma kahamanoa is the source of this 1534-nucleotide messenger RNA. RefSeq names its product sodium channel protein Nach-like. Gene Ontology annotation, biological process: sodium ion transmembrane transport. The transcript is spliced from 8 exons. Gene Ontology annotation, molecular function: ligand-gated sodium channel activity. Gene Ontology annotation, cellular component: membrane. The coding region runs from base 1 to 1500 and encodes 499 amino acids. The record is from RefSeq and is a predicted model, not a curated record. NCBI's taxonomy places the organism in Eukaryota, Metazoa, Arthropoda, Insecta, Lepidoptera, Cosmopterigidae.